CCAUUCCAAGGGCGAUUGUGGAUCUGGCCAUUGCAGGGGCGACGGAUGGAUGUGGAUGAUGGAUGUGGAUGGAUGUGGAUGUCGAUGUCGAUGGAUGUGGAUGGACGGAUCGAAGCGCUGCCGUUGCUGGAGCCGAGGGAUACGUGCUGAUCGACGGAUCGGCUGCGAGAUCCGAGUCCCCGUUGGAGAAAGCAGGUCUCGGAAAGUCGAGCCGCCAUCGACGGCGGAAUUCGGGACGCGGCCGAAUCCCCAAUCGCCCUUGCUCGUGAAAUCUGCGCUGUCCAAAACGACUGCCGAAGCGACCCCGCCCUGCCUCGUCUGACUUCUCCUGCCCAGCCGCCCAAUGUCUGCCCCGGAGGAAGUGCAGCCGCCCCAUGCCCGGAGGCAUCCGGAUCUGCAUGUCCAUAUCCCGACGCCCCGCAUCCCGCCCUCGGAGAUGCUGACCCAUGCCGCUCGGGCGUCGCUGAGGGCAAUGUGUCUCGGAUUCGGCAUUCGCAGUGGGUUCUUGCUUCUCGUCAAGCUUAUUGCGGUGCUGCGAAGAAAAACGAGUAUCAGGAGUGCCAUUCGGCGGUCGCUCUUCCAUGAGGAGACCCUCCGCUUUGCCGCCUUCUUUGGAUCCUUUGCAUUCAUAUGGAAGCUCGUCAACAACAUCAUGGUUCACCUGCGCCAGAAGGAGGACAAAUGGAACGGCUUUGUCGCUGGAUCGCUGGCUGGGCUCUCGAUCCUUGCCGAGGAGAGUGGCCGCCGAAGAGCCAUUGCCCAGCAGCUGGCCGUGCGUGCCUGCCAAUGCAUCUACAACGGCCUGAAGAGCCGCGGGAUUUUCCACUUCCACAUGGGCGACACUCUGAUCUUUGCGCUGUCAACAGCCCAAAUCAUGUACUCGUAUGUGGUCCAGCCACACACCAUUCCCAAAGUAUACUACAACUUUAUUGUCUCGAUCAGCCCAAUCCCCGACGACAUCCUGAAGCUGGUGCGCCGCAACGUCAAGGAGAUUCCGAUCCCAAGUAUUGAUUUCAUCCAAGCGGCGCGGGCACACCACGGAACAGCCCGAGCCCUCAGCGUCGCUUCGGAGCUGUCGUCGCUCCCUUCGAUCAUCCCAUGCGAUAUUGUACACCCGAGUACAUCUUCAUGCACGCAACAUGGACUGAGAACCUUCUUCCGUGUUGUCAUCCGGAUCUUGCCUGUGCAUCUGGGGCUCAACGUCGUGCCUAUGAUUCUGCUCAAGCACAAGGACUUUAUCAAAACGCCCCUCGCGGUUGUUCAAAAGGCCAUCAGCAACUCUGCAGUGAGCACAACCUUCUUGGCAACGUUCACCUGGCUUUACAUGACGCUAGCGUGUGGCACGCGUAGACUCGCCGACUUUGGUCUCAUGAAGCAAGACCAUCGAUACAACUACUGGCUCAUCGGAUUGCUGGCUUCCUCGGCUAUCCUGAUCGAGGACAAGCGGCGACGAUCGGAGCUGGCAAUGUAUGUUGUCCCUCGCGGACUCGUGGCCCUGUACACGGUGAUGUACGAGCGCAAGUGGAUGAUCCGGAUUCCGCACUUUGAUCUUGGCAUGUUCUCCGUGGCAAUGGGUGUCUUGAUUGCCUUCUACCAAACGGAGCCUACGGCCAUGAGCAGCCUUAUCUACAAGAUUCUCAAGAGCAUCGACUCGAUUCUCGAAGACGGCAUCUUCUUCAGCAACAGCGCCAGCAAGGCGCUGCCUGCAGAACCCUCGCCCGAGAGCGCCGAUGUGUACACGGACUCUGUGGAUGUCAUCAGCGUCGAGGUGCUUGCACCAGUCAUUGGAGGGCUCGAAAGCCGGGAUGACGAGAACGACAGUGCGGCAGAAGUCGAGUCUGACACGCCCAGCGCGGAAGAGUCGCUGAAGAUUGCAUCUUUCAGCGAGGACGAGGAUGCAACGACGGCGCGUGAAGGGGCUGCUCGGCCGUGACGCUCGACGCACAGCGACUGAGGAUAUGCAAUCCAAGUUUGAGAGAAAGAGAGUUUCGGAGCCAGAGCGAAGCGGAUCAUGUCGCAAUACACUGAACCGUGACGACUCCAA
Molecule: messenger RNA, 2044 nt
Organism: Polychytrium aggregatum
Lineage: Eukaryota; Fungi; Chytridiomycota; Chytridiomycetes; Polychytriales
Exons: 9
Coding region: 344-1933 (529 amino acids)
Source: RefSeq, a predicted model, not a curated record